AUGCCUGCCAGCAAGGCAGCCAUCCGCUCCAGCGCCUUGCUCACAGCCACCCACGACUAUUACCGGUGCUGCCUGGGUUCCACUGUUAGGAACAGCCCCUGUGGAAGUGCUCAGUAUCCUGGGGAAGCCAUCCCUCACCACCCGGCUUCUUUUCCGGGAAGUCCACUCUUCUGUUCAUGGCUACAGUGUUGGAGUCUCCAGACUGCUCAGGAUCUUCCUGGGCCUCCAGGGCACGAUCACCUGUGA
Molecule: messenger RNA, 246 nt
Organism: Zalophus californianus (California sea lion)
Lineage: Eukaryota; Metazoa; Chordata; Mammalia; Carnivora; Otariidae
Product: pancreatic progenitor cell differentiation and proliferation factor-like
Exons: 3
Coding region: 1-246 (81 amino acids)
Biological process (GO): multicellular organism development; cell differentiation
Source: RefSeq, a predicted model, not a curated record